Molecule: messenger RNA, 1677 nt
Organism: Aphanomyces invadans
Lineage: Eukaryota; Oomycota; Saprolegniomycetes; Saprolegniales; Verrucalvaceae
Exons: 2
Coding region: 22-1221 (399 amino acids)
Biological process (GO): mRNA processing; regulation of mRNA splicing, via spliceosome
Cellular component (GO): spliceosomal complex
Molecular function (GO): RNA binding
Source: RefSeq, a predicted model, not a curated record
CGUUGCAGGGGGAGAGAAGCCAUGGCGUCCGGAGCGAACUUCUUCCGCGGUACAACUUUGGACCAGGACAGUCGCUUCUUUAACAAGCACAAGAAGUUGCUGGCGAGGAUGGAGUUUCCGGCGUGCUUUAAGCACAAGGUAGACAUCUCAAAAGUGAACAAGGAAGUAAUGCACCAAUGGAUCACAGAAAAGAUCACCCAAGUGCUGGGGUUCGAGGAUGAAAUUGUCGUGUCCACGGCGAUCAAUCUCUUGGAACCCACGCAUCAUUUAGAUCCGUUGGAUCCAAAAGAAAUGCAGGUCGCCCUCACGGGAUUCCUCGAAGGUGAUGCGUCAAGCUUCAUGGAAGAGCUUUGGAACUUGCUGGUCAGUGCUCAAGAGAACCCCACGGGCAUUCCGCAAGUGUUUCUCGACAAGAAGAAGAAAGAGAUGGAAGCGAAGCGAGAAAAAGACGCCAAGGACCGCGAACGCCUCGCCAAGCGCGUUGAAGCAUUUCAGCCAGCUCCGUCCAAUGCGAAAACCAGCAGAUUCAGCGAUCGUCGCCGCGAAGGGACGGAGCGACGUCAUCAUGGACGCAGUAGCAGCCCACUGUCGCGCUAUCGCCGUUCGAAUCCUUCGCCCCAACGCCGCCAACGCUCCCCAUCUCCCAAGCGAGGUCGCACGAAAUCCCGUCGCGAUGCUUCUUCAUCUCCGGAUAAGAAAACCUCAUCGGUGAAGUCCAAUUCACCCAAACGUCGUAACGAUCGCACUCCAAGUACCCCUCGUGCCAAAUCAAAAAAGGCACAAGAAGCGUCAAAGUCUCCAAACAAAGUCACGCCCCCGCAGAAGAGCCGCCAUCGGCCGUCAAGUCCCCCGCAGACUCCAGUCAGCCGUCGGCCAACGCGGCGCUCCAACACGCCUCCAUCCCGACGCCGAUCUACUUCCCCUCUCGACUACCAAGGCAUCCGACACCGAUCGCCGUCACGAGAGCGUGGCGGCCGGCACCGAUCGCCGUCGCGAGAGCGUGGAAGCCGAUACCGGUCUUCGUCCCGAGAGCGUGGUAGCCGACGUCGCUCACCCUCGCGAGACCGAAAAUCGCCCCCUCGCCGACGUCGCCGUAGUCGCACGCCUCCGCGCCGGUCGAGACCAUCGAGAUCUCCGUCCAAAGAUGAGUUUCAGCGCGAGAAACGACCCCGUCGGCAGGACAAAGACGAUGACCAAGGCGAAGGCCGCCGGGGACACUAGCUAGUGUCCACAGCCUGACAACGCGGACGGCCGUGCGUGCCGUCGAUUGCCCGGCACUGCCGGGUCGACGUUGGUACAUCCUAAUCGAUUGCCGACAUGAAUUGAACAUCGAGGACGUUCUGCAUGCUGAUGGCGGUACGAGGGUGCCUGUGCGUGGAAGGCAAGAAGGAAUCGAAAAGGAUGUGCGCCGAGCCGCCGUUCUCAAAGCGGCCCGAACCACAAUCGUGUCCCACGUGCGAUGGAUCGAAUGAAGGAGUACGUGCGAUUUCCAUGAGGAUGGCUCCAGUGCUAUGGUCGAGUUACACGUCCGACUUCGAUGGAUCAAAUGGCGCCUGGGUGGGCUGCGGGGACAUGUACGCCCCAGAGGGGGGCUGCUGCGGGGUCGCACCAGGCGGAGGCAGUUGGUAGGCUCCUGGUGGUGGGGCCGCCACGACGGGGACAAGCGUCGGCGCCCCC